CUCCUACUUUCCGUUUCUAUUUGGUAUUUCCAUAUUAAAUGUUAACUUUCGAGUUAAAACUUACUCUACAGAAAAUUAAAAAUGAUAUGCUGCAUUAUUUGUGAAAAGAUUUCUGCGUUAUAAAGCGUGGUGAAGCGAUUUGGCACGUUUAACAUGAUGAGAUGGAGGGGGACGGUAGAUUUGCACCAUUUUCUCGCUUAGGCGGCGUAGGGAGCGGGGAUAGGUUUGGGGGCGUCGGGGGUUUUGACGGGCUGCGUGAAAUCCGGUCAGAGCCAGCGUUUAGUACGCAAAGCAGCGGUAAUGUUCCACAAAGCAGCUUGCCAUACUUAGGCGGAAUAGAUGCAAUUUUGCAGCGCUACCAAAAUGGUGGCACUGGUGGGGGCGGUGAGGGUACAGGCAGUAGUGGGGGUGGCGGAAGUACCAGUUUAGUCUCCUCCGGUUCAAGUUAUGGAGGCGGAUAUGGUCAAGGCGACGAGUACGAUGCAGAAAGUCAGGAAGACAGUUACUCCUAUGUGGACGAGACAGGUGCUAACGUCGGUGCUUCCGUUUCUCGAUCAGUUCGCACGCCGUUUGGCACCUCGCGUAGCAGCGCUUCGAUGCAUAUGUCAUUAGGUCCGACAGGAAUGACGAUGCAAACACGGGUGGAAUCAUCACAUGGUGGGGGACGACGCAGUAUGAUGAUGAUGUCAUCAUCUUCGGGCGGCUUUCAGUCAGCUGGGUUAGGUUUUGUUGGUCAGUCUUCUCCAUUUCAUCGCUCUUUCAGUGGCAGUAUGCUGUACAGAAGUAUGCCAAUAUUCAGUCUCAUGCAGGGUGGUUCCGGUUUUCUCGGAUCGGGUUUUCCUGGCGGUUGCAUAUGUGGUCAUGACCAUUCAAACGAUCCAUUUGACGAGUUAUAUGGAGGUUAUGAUGACUUUGGUAAUCAAGGUCAAACAUCCAAUGAAGGGCCCAUUAUUACCGAGCUACCUGAUGACCAUGAAGAUGUCAAGUUUGGACUUCCCAGUAUUGAUUACAGUAGUUUUAAUAGUCAGAGUGAGCUUCUUGAGAAGAGUGAAAAGACAGAGGCAAAGAACAAGAACUCAAGCAUGAAACGGAGCAAAAAUCCACCAAAGAAUAAGAAUGUUGUCACAAGGAGAUCUAACAGCAUGGAGUGUAUGUCUUCAAUAGAUAACAGCUCUAUACAACAAGUACAUGAAGAACAAAGAGUAGAAAUGGAGACAGAGUAUGUAGAACAGACAUGCAAUUCUUCAACAUUAAGUGAACCAGCAGAUUUUGAUUUCACACCACAAGAGGCGCUGGAAGAUUUUCAAGAAGUGCAAAACAGAAGUUCAUCACCAGAGGAGCAGACGCCGAAUGUAUGUGGCCAUAUUGGUACAGAAGGUACAGGGGCCAUGGAAGAUGGAAUAACGGACAGAAUCGAAGCUGAUAGCAAUGAAAGACACCCUGACGAAUUAGACGGUCGUUUUAGUGAUGAACUUGGGCUGCAGAGUUUACGGCUACUGUCUCCCAAUGAAUCGAGCAUUGAUGAAACACACUAUGGCGAAGGAGAAGGUAUCAAGCAGGAAACAUGCAUGGAGGAAGAAAACGAAGAUAAUACAUCGGAGGUGCAGAGUGAUUUGCAGAGAAGUACACAGAGUUCAGAUUCUCGAGACGAGACAGCUCUUUCCACUGAGAAAACGAAUGAUAAUGACACAGAAGCUUUGUUGAGAAAGUAUGCAGAUAGCAGAGCUUUAACUGUUGAAAAUCCAAUUGCAGAAUCUUCUCUCCGCCCGGAAAACUACAGUGAGAAAUUAGGCGUUGGGGUGUCAGUGAGAAAAAAUGAAAACAAUUUAGAUACAAAUUAUUCUACGGGUAGUACACAAAACAACUCGGGAGUUGGGUCCGAUGACAAAGACUACGUCAAGUUUAAAGAAGGCAGCACAAAAGACGGACAAUGUAUAUCACCAGAAUUACUACUUCAGGAAGAUCCACUCAUUGAAGUCGAUGGUGACAGUGACGUUGCACAGGGAGGCGAUUAUAAAACUGACGAUAAAACAAACGAUCAGAUUGAAAGGUGUGAUGAACAGUUUGAUCCACCUGAAGUCAGUUCGCAAAUUACUGUUGGCGGUAAUUCGCCUAUCAUGUCUACAAUUAAGACACAACAUGAUGAUGAUGAUGAUGAUGAUGAUGAUGAUGAUGAUGAUGAUGAAGAUCAAACACCACCUGAAGUCAGUACACAAAUUACAUUGGUUGGUGAUUCGUCAACACAGCCGACUAUUGAGACGCACCUGAUUCCCAUUGGUAGCCAGGUUUUAACCGAAGAUAGAGAUACGACUGACACUGAUUUAGAAAUGUUUGAACAAAUCGCAAGACCAAAUAGUCAGGUCAAUGGGCUCAGUAAUUGUGGUGAUAAGACUAUUCAGCCUGCACUCGAAAUGCAAAACGUGAUAAAAGUUAGUAAUGAGUUCAGUUGGAACUUUUUUGACUCGAAUGAAAACAAUGAAAACAGCAUGAAACAUGAGAAUUGCACUGGAGGUUUAGACAAUAUCGUUAUCCAGUCUUCUGUUACUGCAAACACACCUUUCGACUGUGGGAACAUUGAUAAUAACGACAAAUGUUUCAACGGAAAAGGCGAAGGUCAACCAGAAAACAAACAUAAUGACGUGAGGAAGUUUUCUGAUCAGAACACCAAAUUAUUUGAAGCUGCUGGACACAUUAUUUCGGCAGUUACCGAUCUUGUUCAAUCAGCUGAUAAAAUGGAGGACAGUCAUCCUGAAGUAGAUCAAAAGAGCGCUUUACACGACGAUGUUUUUGCAACUUCCGUUGAAUACUCUUUAGAUAAUGGCAUGGUCAACAAAAGAGAAUUUAGUUCAAAACCGAAAUCUACCAUUGAAGAUAUCCACACUGGAGACCCUGAACGUGAACCUCCUCAAGUUUAUGAUAAGGAAUUAGGUUUUGCAGACCAAUGGACGAAAAUGGGCAAAGGAUCACCACACGAUCACACCUGUGCUAAAUGUUUACUUCGUGGGAGAUGCAACCACAAACAGAUUGAACAUUUUUCCUACACAUGUUCUACGCAUGGUCAACACUGCUACUUCCAGUGUAAUGACUGCCAUGAAACAUUUUCACAAGACGAUGCCCGUAAAAUCGAAGAGCGAAAUCAACGACGGCGAAUUAACAAAAACGCCUCUGUACGUUUAAAGCCUGCUUCGAGUUUACACCGAGGUGUUUAUCAUGCGAAUGCUCCAGUUCGUCUUGAAGACUUGGCGCCGUCGGCGGGAUUGGUUGUUAAGGAGGUGAAUCCCGACGGAAACUGCCUUUUCACCUCCGUUGUAGACCAGCUGCGUGUCCGAGGAAUGUUCGGCCACACCCCGCGGUCUCUCCGCACCGCCGCGGUCGAAUACCUGCGUCAAAACCCGACACAGAAGGAUGGGACGCACCUGCGAGAGUUUGUUGAACAACAGGACUGGGAUCGGUACCUAAACAGCAUGAGUUAUGACGGUCACUGGGGAGAUCAUAUUGUCAUCAUGGCACUGUCAAACUUGCUCCAAAUGCGAAUCGUGAUCUAUAGAGUAUCUAAUCAGCAGCUGACGUCAACUGAAGUUUGUCCUUCAAACACAGCAAAGUCUUCCAAAAACAACGGGAGUCAGUCGGAGGAUGAUGAUAACCCAGGCGAGUCACCGCCACAGGAGGAUGUUGUGCCUGAAGUCGUGAUAGGACAUAUCUCGGAGUCUCACUAUGUUAGUCUACGACAGCUGGCCUGGAAAGACACUUUGAUGAAAGCACUAUCAACCAAAGGUGACACGUGUCUGUCGAGUCCAGGAAGGACACAUCUAAGAGAUUCAAUGGGAUCUAUUGAUGUGCCGUAUUUACAUUUGUCCUUUACGUCAAAGUUCUGUCUCAGAAGCCGGAUGAUUUACCAGUUGCCACCAUCAGCAGUUGUGCCAAAAGAAAAUCAAAAUUUGUCUGAUAAUAAAUAUUCUAUAGAGGGAUAUUUUAUGGACGAUUCUGUUGACGUAUUGAAUAUAAACAUCUUCGGAGAUGGAAAUAAACUGGUUUCUGAAAAAAGUAGGGAUGUAAUGGAGAAAUCAAAAUCGUUCGUUUUCUGUGUACCGAGCGAUACUUGUGUGGCUGAUGAAAAUCGAACAGCUACGGCUACUAACUACAAGCAUUUCCUUUAUGCUAGCAAUACACAAGUGACAGGCCGCGAUAUUUGUAUGAAACUCCGAACAAAUGGAACAAAUGUUUGGAGGUCCGCGACAGAUGACAAAGGUUAUUUGAAACAUUUGAACCUCGUGAAUUUAGGAAAUAACUCAUUAGUUGCAUUUUGUUGUGAAUGGCCUUUGGCUGCCCGGGAAUGGUUAGACAGAAAGAGAACAUUCGGCUGGCCUAGCGAUAGUGUCGUUAGAGAGAUUGAGGUCUCUGGCGUCAGAGCAAUACCUUAUCAAACUGGAGGGGAUAAAGACGAGCACACUGAUUGGUCAUAUCUGUUCAAACCAGCAGAAGAAAUAGUCUGUAAAAAGGCCUUAACGUCGGCACAAAUUGAAUGUUUUAAGAUCACCAAACUGCUGCUUGAUGGAAUUGAUUGUAGCCAGUGCGUGACUUUCGAUGCACUAAAACACAACUUCCUGUAUAUGUGUGAAGAAACAUCUAUAGUUACGUGGAAAAGAAGUCCAGCAAAUUGCAUCAUGGCCUUUAUUGAACGAAUUCUGAAAUGUGUCAAACAACGUCAUUUUCCUAACUACUUCGCAAGAGCUAUUAAUUUAUUAGAAAAAGAGAUGACCUCGGACAUGGUUGUGUUUCUUACUAAACGACUAACAUCUGCAAGAAAACAUCCAUUUGUAUGCUUAUAUUUCUCUUUCCACCGGUCUCCGUUUAGCAUACUGAAUAGGCCAUUGUUUAAUGCCUUCGAUAGAGUGAUUGAAAACGCCACGAUAUUUGCGCACUCUCGAGAUGAAAACGGUGCUCUUGAAAACUGCUUUAUUCCAUCUGCAGCCGAAGGGAUAUGUGACUUGAUCCUGGGACAUGACUAUCGCCUGGCUUAUCAGCAGUGCCUAGAUGCAGCUCAAGCCCUUCUUGAAAUUUGCAAACGCUCUGAAAUAUCAGUCGAAUAUUUCUUAGAACGGGUGAUCGCAUAUUUACCUUCUGAACUAUUUCAGUGGAUGUUCGCAGUUUACGUCGACAUGAUGAGAAACUCACAUUUCCUUGACAUUGUCAAUUCAGGCAAACGAACAGUCUUCAUAGAUGAAGUCUUUGGACAGAAACUUGAAGAAGAGCUUUGUGAUAUGUUCCACAUUGAAGCAGACAUCACAAUUCCGGGGUCAUUAGUAACUGGUGAUAGAGUAACAACAGUUACUGUUGAAUUCGAAAAGGUGUUAGAAUGCGCAGAGGUGUCUUCUUUUGUAAUAAGUGAUGCUCUUUUUCAUGUUGUGACUUUCUUAGAUAGGAUUACAAAAGAAGAUAUGAGAAAGCCCUACACACACCCAGAGGUCAUUGCAAUACGCGCCACUGAGUUCAAACUUUUAGGAAAUAUGUGUAAAAUACAAAUGCUGAGGGGUAAAGAGGGUGCGGCCGUAAAGGCCAUUAAAGAACUUAGAAUGAAAACACUAGAAGAAUUCGAUACUCUAGUUGCAACAGGACAAUUUGAUAAGGCAAAAGCAUUGUUUCUGAAUUUAAAAUCGUUAUAAACGUUUUAACAGAUAAAGUUGCGCGGACACAUAUUCAUGUACACGUAUACAUACAUAUAUCAAGGAGAAAGCUUAUUCCUGUGUAGAUUUGUUCGUAUCCGACAUUAUUAUUCAAAACUAUACAUUUUUGAUUAUCACUGGUUAAAUUAUCAAGCAUGGGUAUGCAUGAGCUUGAUUUCUGUAGAUUUUUGAUGAGGUAAAAGUAUUUCACUUUAUUUUGAAUUGAAUAAAUGUGUUUGAAUUGAUUGAUCGUGGGACGACUCAUGAUGUUUGACUCGUGAGAUGACUGCUAAAAAUGUAAAUAUAUAUUAGUACACGUAUUUUGUUAAUCAGAUUGUGUAUGUAUCAUUGUGUCUAUUUUGACACAUUAUUUGUGUAUCUUGUCUUAAAGUCUUUUGUUUUUGAAAUCAAUUUUCAUACGAUUUUUUUUAUACUUGUUGCAAUAGUUGUGUUGCUUGUUUGCGUUCUGGCCUGAUUUCAUUUACAUGCAAGUCUAAUUAUGUACGAGUAUUUCGUCUGAAGAAUAAAGAACACAUUGAUUUAAAA
Messenger RNA from Mya arenaria, 6209 nucleotides. RefSeq lists its product as uncharacterized. The transcript is spliced from 8 exons. The coding region runs from base 162 to 5663 and encodes 1833 amino acids. NCBI's taxonomy places the organism in Eukaryota, Metazoa, Mollusca, Bivalvia, Myida, Myidae. The record is from RefSeq and is a predicted model, not a curated record.